Messenger RNA from Rhizophagus irregularis DAOM 181602=DAOM 197198, 283 nucleotides. The record is from RefSeq and is a predicted model, not a curated record. Lineage: Eukaryota; Fungi; Glomeromycota; Glomeromycetes; Glomerales; Glomeraceae.
UAUUUUCAAGAUGAACCGAAAUUUUAUUUUUGUCUUCAUUUUAUUAGCUACGUUUUCCAUGACCAAUGCCGUUCAAUACCAAUUUCGUAAAAGAAAAACUGAAUUCAAUCCAUGUCCAGGAAUAAAAGGAGUUAUUGAUGUAACAGUCGCACCUGACCCUCCUAUUUCUGAACAACCUGCCACUUAUACUGUUUCCGGUACAUUAAGUGAUGAUAUAACUGCGGGAAGAACCGUGGUUGGAAUUGGAUAUGGUGAUCUCGAAAGAACCAUAGGGGAACUCUAU